Pichia membranifaciens NRRL Y-2026 is the source of this 192-nucleotide messenger RNA. RefSeq lists its product as hypothetical. The record is from RefSeq and is a predicted model, not a curated record. The annotation marks the transcript as partial. Gene Ontology annotation, cellular component: CCAAT-binding factor complex. Gene Ontology annotation, biological process: regulation of transcription by RNA polymerase II. NCBI's taxonomy places the organism in Eukaryota, Fungi, Ascomycota, Pichiomycetes, Pichiales, Pichiaceae. Gene Ontology annotation, molecular function: DNA-binding transcription factor activity, RNA polymerase II-specific; RNA polymerase II cis-regulatory region sequence-specific DNA binding. The transcript has a single exon.
GACCAGCCGUACUACGUCAACGCCAAACAAUACCACCGGAUCCUCAAACGACGCAUUGCCCGGGCCAAGCUCGAGGAAACGUUGAAGAUACAGAGGGUGCGUAAGCCUUACUUGCACGAGUCCAGGCAUAAACACGCCAUGCGCAGACCAAGAGGCCAGGGAGGACGGUUUUUGACAGCUGCAGAAAUUGCC